UUUACUUACAAUAAUUGUGUUUGUUGACUUGAAAUAUUUUUUUCUAUUAAGGUCCACGUAAUUAUGUCUCAACUUGACUGUAAAAAAUCCUGAUGCGUUGUCUGAACACAAAGCAUUUAUGUUAAGUUAAAAAUUCUUACAUCCAGAAGGUGGCAGUAUAGUGAGACGCUAACUGCCAUGAAAAACCCCAAAGAAGAAGAGCAGCAAGACGAGUCAGACCCCCUGAAAAGGUUUUCAUCAAUUGGUUUUGACGUCUUGCCUUUUCGACAGCUGGUAAAGUUUGAAAAGACGCGGCAUAUUCAGCCUGCUGAGUGGGAUGUAAUCACAACCUGGAGUGGAUUAAAAGUCCUUACUGAAGGGUGUGUUCCUGCCAAGGUGCUUUACUCACAAUAGGUAAGAUCUGUAACAUCUACUAAUGUAAAUACUGUUUCUUGCAUGACCAUUUUAUUUUUUUAGUUCCAAGUAGCUUGUUUCUGUUUGUAUCCUGUUUACUUUUAAUUAUCAGUAGCAAUUGAUAAAUUAGUUUUUAACAGAUUAUAUAAAUGUUUUAAAUUAUUAUUUUAAGUCAUAUGCUAUGUUAUUUGUAAAACUUUUCUAAAAGAUUUUUUUUUUGCAAGUCAAGGUUCUUUUAAUUAAUUUAUGUGGUGUGUGUGCUUGUUAUAGAUACUGAAUGUGGCAGUGUAAAGGUUGCAGUUCAAAGACCUCAACUAGAUGUCAGUUACUAAAACAUUAUAGGUUAAAACAUCCUCAAUAUGGGCGUAGGCACCCAUAUCCUUGCCCAUAUACUAGUUGUCCAUGUACAUUCAAGUCAUGGAAUGCACUUAGAUCACACCUUUGUAGAGUCCAUAACAGAGACUCAUCUCAGCAAACAACAUCAUUGGCUACAUUCAGAUGUCAAGUUUGUUUAUUCGCAAAAUUUCUGCCCCCCCUAUCCUGCUGGAGAGACCCAGAACAGCCUUGAAGGCGAAAGAGUGUCACUGUUGUCCGAGGUCAAAAAAAGACGCAACAAUGCAGUUAUCAAGGAGAAGAUGGCCAAGACCUUUGCGUAUAGGAGACAGGAGGUAGUCAGGGACAAACCCAUGAUUGCAGAGUUCAAGACCAGAUGGCCAGGACUGUUUACUGUGCCUGAGGUGGAAGCAGAAUUUUUAAGGAUUACCACUGUUCCCCUCAUCACAACGUUUUUUGCACAACUUGACCACCAUGCUGAUCAGCUCAUCAGAGUGCUGAAGAAGACGGGUGGAUCUAAAGGGAAGAAAAUUGACUUCACCUUUGCCCCGACUUCACAGAAUGAAACUGUUGAAAAGAAGAGGGAGUGCCUCCUCAGGGCACAUUGUAUCUAUCUAAAUGAAGAUCCAAGCAGUCUCUUCCAAGAGUAUCUGUAUUAAUGCUGAUGGAGGGGAUGGCACCAACACUCCAGUUGAUGUUGGAAUAGUGAUUGAGGGUGUUGAAGUGCUUCAGGGCUUGGGAGACAUCGCUUCUGCAUGUGCACUCUUAAUGGGUGUCAUAUAUGCAAUGAACCUCAGUUAUCCUCAGGAACUGAAAACGUUCUUUGAGGUGCUUCAGAAAAUCUUCCUCCAGCUGGAUGCUACCAGACUCUCAACCAAAGUACAGAUGCUUAAAAACAAACUGUAUGAGUGAACAUUGAGCAUGUGUGCGUUUAACAUGAAGGCCUGCUUUGCACUUGAAAAAAUUUAAUUGAAAAACACUUAAGUUUACAUACCUUUUUUUCUUUCUUUCUUUUUUGUGUGGCACGCACCACUGUUCUGGGUGACAUGUUUCUUUGUCAUGUGAAGCGUGUCCAGAUUUUUCAUUAUUUUUUCUACAGCAUUAAUGCUGAGGGAGGUGAUGCCACCAUCACUCCAUUUGAUGUUGGAUAGUGAUUGAGGGUGUUGAAGUGCUUCACAACUAUUUAUUUUUUUUUGGUGUGACAUGCACAUGUUCUGGGUGACAUUUCUUUUUCAUGUGAAGUGUUUACAGAUGCUUAAACUGUAUGAGUGAUCCAAUGUUGAGCACUUAAAAAUUUGUGGCAUUAACAUAAAGGCCUGCUUUGCACUUGAAAUCAGUUAAUUGAAAAAACACUUGAAAGAUUAUUACCUUUUCUCUUUUUUUUGUGACAUGCACCACUGUUCUGGGUGGCAUGCAGUGUCCAGAGUU
This is a messenger RNA of Paramormyrops kingsleyae, 2154 nucleotides long. NCBI's taxonomy places the organism in Eukaryota, Metazoa, Chordata, Actinopteri, Osteoglossiformes, Mormyridae. The record is from RefSeq and is a predicted model, not a curated record.